CUGAACAUUGAUGUAAUACAAAAUUUAUAAAAUUGAUUUAAUUGUAAACUUACUUAAUCAUGAUUUUGCUGUAUUUGUAUAUAAAUAAAUAGAAUUCAAAUAUUGCUAAAUAUAUAGCAUUUCUUUUAUGUGUCUGUUUGCUGUAUAUAUUGUCACAUAUAAAUUUAAUAGGUUAAGUUUCUUCAAGUUUAAUAAAUACUAUCACAUGUCGCAACUAAUUUAUCUUAACAUAUCUAAGGAAAAGAAUGGUUAUUUUAAAACGCGAAGUUAAUGAAGAAAUAACGAUGGAUAAAAUUAGUGCAUCAGAAAAAAAACGAGUAGAAUCAUUAAAACAUAAGAAGCAAAUUUUCAGAGCUAAAGAAUUGGCAGUGCAAAAUGCACUAAAGAAUUUGGAUAAUAAUUCAAAUAAAAAUAAAAUAAUAUUUGAUGAUAAUGAUUAUAUCAAUAAAAUAGAACAACCUAAAAUCGAAGAAAAAGGAAAGAAAAGAAGACUUGAUUUGUUUGAUGAUGAUGACUAUGAUAAAAAUGAUGAUGAGUCGCUUUGGGAUGAUAGUAAAUUUGAAAUUAACAAACAUUCUACAGGGGAGUUUCUUAGAAGUAAUGUUAUUUUGGGGAAUGAUGAACGGUUUAAACUUGACAAGCGUUUCAUAGAGAAUGAUAGAGAAUCGGAUAAAGAUAUUACUAAAGACACAAAAAGUGAUGAUGAAAUUGAUUUACAAAAAGAAAAGGAAUUACAAUUAGAUAUUUUAGAAAAUAUUCUAGGAGUUCCAAUUAGUUCAAAGAAUAAAGAUACAAAUAAGGAUGUAAAAUUCCCAAAGAAAGGAAUGAUUAGAUAUGAUCCUACAGAAAAUGGUCAUAAAGAAUAUGAAAUUAAUAUAGAAAAAUCUGAAACAGAAACCAAAAAGGUUAAGAAGAAGAAAAAUAAGAAUAAUACAGAUAACUUGAUUGAAAAUGCACCUGUGGAAGUGUCGAAAGAUAUAUAUUUUUCUGUAUCAGACUCACUAUUAAAAAGCUUGAAAGAAGAAGAGCCAUUCAGUUUAUUAAAAACAUUUGGGAAAGAAACAACUGAUGAAAAAUAUGAUAGUAGUAAUAUUUUAAAUAUGGAACCAUUGAAGCCUCCAAAGAUUCAAUUAGGUUUUGGCUCAAAGAAUCCAUUUAAAUACGAUUCUUCUGAUGAAGAACAUGAUAGUAAGGAAGAAUAUACAAAUAAAAAAGAACAUACGAAUAAUGUGAUAGUAGACACAAAUAAGUUUUUCUUUGAUAGUGAUGAUGUUCGGUUUAGUGAGGCAGAAAAUUUUUUUUCGAAAGAACACGUGUCAGAAGAUAUGUUUAAAGAGCUUAGACAAGAAGUAAAACAAAUUGUGCGUUCGAAAAUUCGAAAAAAUAUGAGAAAGAAGCAACCUUGGGGAUACAAAAAAAAAGUUAAAAAAUCAUCUUGAAAUAUCUUUUAUUAAUCUUUUAAACAUAUAAACGAAAAUGUUAAGUUCAUACAGUUGCUUUCAAAUGAAAGAAAUGAAACUUGCUAAGAAAAUGUAUCAUAUUGUGAAACAUUGUAUAAAACAUAUCUCCUGUACCAUAUAAAAUAUAAAAUAUCACACCUUUUUAA
Messenger RNA from Bombus pyrosoma, 1606 nucleotides. RefSeq names its product probable RNA-binding protein CG14230. The record is from RefSeq and is a predicted model, not a curated record. Bases 246 to 1439 code for a protein of 397 amino acids. The transcript has 6 exons. Lineage: Eukaryota; Metazoa; Arthropoda; Insecta; Hymenoptera; Apidae. Gene Ontology annotation, molecular function: RNA binding.